AUGUCAACACACCACGACACUAAAGUGACGUCACUAAAUCGCUCGCUCGUUCCGCACUGUCUCUCCCCUCUACCCGCGAUCCAUCACCUCCCAUCUUGUUGGCUGUUUUUAGUGCCAGUUUUUUUGGAUUACACUAUUAUUUGGAUUAACACCACUUUGGAUUAUCGAUUUUGGACUCGAGGCGGUACUGGUAGCAUGUGUUGAUGCAACCUUUGGAAACCAUCAUUGUGAUCGAAG
Acanthoscelides obtectus is the source of this 237-nucleotide messenger RNA. Lineage: Eukaryota; Metazoa; Arthropoda; Insecta; Coleoptera; Chrysomelidae. The record is from the annotation of a GenBank genome assembly.